AUGGCCAACAUAUUGAUGUUUGGUACUGGCAGCAUCGGCGCUGUGUAUACGUGCAUUCUUGAUAAGGGAGGAGCAAACGUCACUUGCGUGUGCCGUUCAAAUUAUCAGGAAAUUAACGAAAAUGGCAUAGAAGUGACCUCCACGGUCCUGGGCAAACUUUGUUCAAGACCUAAGGUUGUCCAGAGCGUUCAAGAAGCUGUGACACUCCCCGAGCAGCCUUACGAUUACGUAUUCGUCUGCACUAAGGUCAUACCAAAGACAAUGAAACAGACGUUAGAGGCACUGCAUGCAGUAUUGAAAUCAGGUGCCACCACAAUUGUCCUCAUACAGAAUGGCCUUGGGAUCGAAAAACCAUACGCGGACGCCUACCCUAGCGCCACAAUUAUCUCUGGAGUCGUCUAUCUUCCGACCACAGAGAUAGCCCCUGGGGUCUUCUUACACGAGGAAGUCGAACGACUACACCUUGGGCUAUACGGUUCCUCCACCUCCACGUCGAGUCAUUCUCGCCUGGAAUCUCUAGCAACCAUUAUCAGGAACGGAGGAGGAACAGCCGUCGUCGAAGAGGACAUACAGAGGCAGCGAUGGCAAAAGAUAAUCGCGAAUGGAGCGGUCAAUACCAUAUGCGCGCUUUCGAAAUGUCGAGACCGGCAGUUGAUGGACCUUUCUCCCCUCGGCACACCCUUGAUCAAGAACGUCAUGCUAGAAAUUGCAGCGGUCGCAGAAGUUGCAGGCUACGCAGAUGUUGCCGGUGCGGAGGCGGUUGAGAAUCAGUUGCAGAGAUCUCUCUCGAGACCUUAUCCAGGAGUUCAGCCCAGCAUGUUAGCAGAUGUCUUUAACGGUAAGCCACUCGAGGUCGAGGCAAUCUUGGGUGAGAUAGUUCGGGUUGGGCUAUCGAAGCAAGUGAGCAUUCCCCGACUCGAGACUCUACUCGUGCUCCUCCAAGGCCUCGAUGCCUAUCUAUAUAAUCAACGAGCUGACGAUGCGAGAUAA
Molecule: messenger RNA, 990 nt
Organism: Cyphellophora attinorum
Lineage: Eukaryota; Fungi; Ascomycota; Eurotiomycetes; Chaetothyriales; Cyphellophoraceae
Product: putative 2-dehydropantoate
Exons: 1
Coding region: 1-990 (329 amino acids)
Biological process (GO): pantothenate biosynthetic process
Cellular component (GO): cytoplasm
Molecular function (GO): 2-dehydropantoate 2-reductase activity
Source: RefSeq, a predicted model, not a curated record